UCGGCUGCAAAACUAAGCAGCGCCUUGCCGCCGCUAUGCUUGACCACACUUUAUCUAUUUUUGUUUCUGUCUGUUGCGAUUACCUGGGUCGUUGUUGCCGUUGCGCCUUCGGGCGGGCCUCGCCGGAAGAUGCCAACAAAUCCGGCGGCCGCGCCGUAUGAAUGCCAAAACACCCCGAUCCGUUGCAACGGCGGGGAGGGCCAGCAGAGGAUAGUAUGCCCGUAUUUUUGGGAAGGAGUGGAUGGCAUUGAAGCCGGCCGCUGCUCCGUCUUCCAUGACCGCACCAAUCCAACCACUCCUCCAUCCAUGAACCUUAUCAUCGCCGCCGGCCUAGGCUAUAUAAAGAGGAAUGAAAAGGUGGAGGGAAAGGCAGGAGGCUUCAGCGCUUCACGCCUCCUCUCUCCAUUCUUCUUCCUCUUCCCAUCCACCCUAGCUACCGUUCGUCUCUAAUCGUUGCCGCUGGCUCACACCACCACCGCCCUCUGUCCUUCUGGUCAAGAAGCUCCUGGUCCCGCUCCUGCACCGGCACAGGAUGGCGCUGCUCACGGCGCCGGCGGUCUUCGCCGCGCUCCUGCUCUUCUGGGCAGUGCUCGGCUCCACCGACGCGGACGUUGCGCCGCUGUACAAGGACCCAGCGCAGCCCGUGGAGGCGCGCGUCACCGACCUGCUGGGCAGGAUGACGCUCGCGGAGAAGAUCGGGCAGAUGACCCAGAUCGAGCGGCUCGUGGCCACGCCCGAAGUGCUCCGGGAUAACUUCAUCGGCAGCCUGCUGAGCGGCGGCGGGAGCGUGCCGCACAAGGGCGCCACGCCGCAGGAGUGGCAGGCCAUGGUGGACGGCUUCCAGAAGGCCUGCAUGGAGACGCGGCUCAGCAUCCCCAUGAUCUACGGCAUCGACGCCGUCCACGGCCACAACAAUGUCUACGGCGCCACCAUCUUCCCACACAACGUCGGCCUCGGCGCCACCAGGGACCCUUACCUGGUCAGGAGGAUCGGCAACGCCACCGCGCUCGAAGUCAGAGCCACCGGCAUCCAGUACGCCUUCGCGCCCUGCAUCGCGGUGUGCAGAGAUCCGAGGUGGGGCCGGUGCUACGAGAGCUACAGCGAAGAUCACCGGAUUGUGCAGUCCAUGACGGAGCUCAUCCCGGGCCUCCAGGGUGAGGUCCCCGAGGGCUUCACCAGCGGGAUGCCAUACGUUGCCGGAAAGAACAAGGUUGCGGCGUGCGCGAAGCACUUUGUCGGUGAUGGCGGCACGGUGAACGGCAUCAACGAGAACAACACCAUCAUCAACGAGCAGGGCCUGAUGAGCAUCCACAUGCCGGCUUACCUCAACGCCAUGAAGAUGGGUGUCUCCACCGUCAUGAUCUCCUACUCCAGCUGGAAUGGGAAGAAGAUGCACGAAAAUGGAGAUCUCAUCAACGGAUACCUCAAGGGCAAGCUCAAUUUCAAGGGCUUUGUGAUCUCAGACUGGGAAGGCAUUGACAGGAUCACAAACCCUGCAGGGUCGGACUACUCGUACUCGGUCAAGGCUUCGAUCAAUGCCGGCCUUGACAUGAUCAUGGUGCCUAACAACUACCAGAGCUUCAUCAGCCUCCUGACUGGCCACGUCAACAGCGGCGCCAUCCCCAUGAGCAGGAUCGACGACGCCGUCACCCGGAUCCUGCGCGUCAAGUUCACCAUGGGCCUCUUCGAGAACCCUUACUCAGACCCCAGCAUGGCUGGUUAUCUCGGAAACAAGGAGCACAGGGAUUUGGCGAGGGAGGCGGUGAGGAAGUCGCUGGUGCUCCUCAAGAACGAUGGCAAGGCGAGUGACAAGCCGCUGCUGCCGCUGCCCAAGAAAGCGACCAAGAUCCUUGUCGCCGGCAGCCACGCCGACAACCUGGGUUACCAGUGCGGCGGUUGGACGAUCGAGUGGCAGGGCGACUCCGGCCGCACCACCGUCGGCACGACCAUCCUCGAAGCCGUUAAGGCCGCCGUGGACCCGUCGACGGCUGUGGUGUUCGCCGAGAACCCCGACGCUGACUUCGUCAAGAACGGCGGCUUUUCCUACGCCAUCGUGGUGGUAGGCGAGCACCCGUACACCGAGACCAAGGGCGACAACCUGAACCUGACCAUCCCGGAGCCCGGGUUGAGCACCGUGCAGGCGGUGUGCAGCGGGGCGCCGUGCGUGACGGUGCUCAUCAGCGGGCGGCCCGUGGUGGUGCAGCCGCUCCUGGCCGCGUCGGACGCUCUGGUGGCGGCGUGGCUCCCCGGCUCGGAGGGGCAGGGCAUCACCGACGCGCUGUUCGGCGACUACGGGUUCGGUGGGAAGCUGCCGCGGACAUGGUUCAAAUCGGUGGACCAGCUGCCGAUGAACUACGGCGACGCGCACUACGACCCGCUCUUCCCGCUCGGCUACGGCCUCACCACCAACGCCACCAAGGCCUACUAGACAGGAUUACUAGACAGCAGGAAAGUACACCAUACUAGAGAUAGGAAACUGGGACAUGAACCGUGAGUUCCUGCUCCCUGCCAUGGCUGCCGAUCGAUUUGUUUCGACCGGUUUACUAUUAUUAGUACUAUUCUUUUUUUA
Molecule: messenger RNA, 2569 nt
Organism: Lolium rigidum
Lineage: Eukaryota; Viridiplantae; Streptophyta; Magnoliopsida; Poales; Poaceae
Product: beta-glucosidase BoGH3B-like
Exons: 7
Coding region: 533-2428 (631 amino acids)
Biological process (GO): glucan catabolic process
Molecular function (GO): beta-glucosidase activity
Source: RefSeq, a predicted model, not a curated record